Molecule: messenger RNA, 3919 nt
Organism: Chelonia mydas (Green sea turtle)
Lineage: Eukaryota; Metazoa; Chordata; Testudines; Cheloniidae
Gene: NDFIP2
Product: Nedd4 family interacting protein 2
Exons: 8
Coding region: 182-883 (233 amino acids)
Biological process (GO): positive regulation of protein ubiquitination; vacuolar transport; metal ion transport
Cellular component (GO): Golgi apparatus; perinuclear region of cytoplasm; endoplasmic reticulum
Molecular function (GO): WW domain binding
Source: RefSeq, a predicted model, not a curated record
GGUGGGGCGGUGGUGACGGAGCGAGGAGGCCGGCUCCGCUUGAGAGGCAGCCGCAUCCGGAGGGGGAAGGCAGGGCCCGGCCGCGGCGGCAGGGAACCAGGGCGGUAGCCGCGAGGGGAGAGCGGGCGAGGAGGAGCCGGGGUUGGGCCGCGCCGCCAGUCUGUCCCCGCGGGCGGCCGGGAUGGAUCACCACCAGCCCGCCAGCCGCUACCAAGUGCUUCACAAUGAAGAUGAUCCUCCAGAGUCAACUGUUGAAGAGCCAUCCACUUCGACAGAGACUGCACAAAAUUCUCAACCAGCAGCUUUAUCUGAAGCAGAUGUUUCUCCUCCACCUUAUUGUAGUAUUGCUGUAGAAGCAGCUGCAACCUCAGAAACACCUAAUGAAUUUUACCCUGUACCACCUCCAUAUAGUGUAGCUACCUCUCUUCCUACUUAUGAUGAAGCAGAGAAAGCCAAAGCUGCAGCAAUGGCAGCUGCUGCAGCAGAAGCUGCCCAAAGAGAAGAAGAAUAUCCACCUCGGGAUGACUUCAGCGAUGCAGAUCAACUUAGAGUUGGCAAUGAUGGCAUCUUCAUGUUGGCAUUUUUCAUGGCAUUUAUUUUCAACUGGAUUGGAUUUUGUUUAUCCUUCUGUAUAACUAACACCAUAGCAGGAAGGUAUGGUGCAAUCUGUGGAUUUGGCCUAUCGCUGAUCAAAUGGAUUCUCAUUGUACGGUUCUCAGACUACUUUACUGGAUAUUUCAAUGGACAGUACUGGCUUUGGUGGAUAUUUCUUGUACUGGGUCUCCUCCUGUUCUUCCGAGGAUUUGUCAAUUACCUUAAAGUCCGAAACAUGUCUGAAAGCAUGGCAGCUGCUCAUAGAACAAGAUUUUUCUUCUUGUAUUAGAGAUUGGCCUCAGGAUCAGUAUGAAGUAACCAGCAACACAGUAUUGGAAGUCUGGGGGGAAAAAAACGGAGACACUUAGUCUAGAAAUGAUGGGUCUCUUAUUUAAGAUGGUGACAUCCACUUAGACACCUACUCAUUUAAAAUAUGGAAAAUAAUUAUGCUAUGCUAUGCUUUACAGAUCUUGAUCAAGAAAUAAAUCUAAAUGAGCGAAAUUGCAAUGUACUGUGUGUUUACUUUGUGCCAUUUUGUCAAAACUAUGCAGUAAGGUAAACUUUUAGGCUGAUUUUCAAAUGCCAUAUAUUACUAAGUUAGUGGUCUCCACACUGCAGUAUUUUAUUCUUUUCAUAGCAAUAACAUCUUUCAUUUUCUGAGCAGUACAGUGGCCUUUACAUAGUAAGGAAAAAUAUAGUAAACACUGCAUGAAAACAUCUAGUAUCUAUUUUGCUAAAUUAAUUUAUGGUGAUGAAUAAAAUAUAUGUGCAGGCAUAGAACUUUUAAAACUCAGGGGUACUAAAAAUUAACUGCAUACAUUGUAUCUGAACACAGUGGCUUUAAGGAAAAACUGAGAGAAUCUGUGAUGGUUUGGUCGGUGAGUCUUUCAUCUGAGAUGGAAAUCUGGUAUAGGAUCAAAGAUUCAGGAUUUAUGCAGAACCCACUGAAGUCAACUCAUUGACUUCAGUGGGUGCUGGGUUGGUCCCCAGACUUCUGAUCUCGUCACAGUGAGGGCUGUGGGGAAAAAAAGCUCUCCAGCUCUUGAAGAGACUUAAUAUUUGUUCAAAGGUUUUAAGUAUUAAAUUGAAAUAAUACAGUCAAAGCAAAUGCCCACAAGCAUAAAUGAAUGAAUUUUAUUCAUUUAAUACAAGGAAUAAUUGCACUGGACAGAAAGUUACUUACUUGUCAAUGUUAGCAGCUCUAAAAUAUCAUGACACAUACAAAUCGUUCAAGAGAAAAACUAUAGAAUAUUUUUGAAAGUUAAGGGUUGUUUUUUUAAUCCUGUCACUUUCUCCUGUUAUCCUGAUUUGGGGAGUAGCUGCUUUUUUUUUUCUUUUCCCUUCCUCCCCUCCUCCCCGCUGUAAAUCUUAACUCAAUUAUCAGUGUUGCUUACAGGUAAUCAGUCUGAAGAACUGAAGUAUGAUUCUUUCUUUAUCUCCAGACUGCAUCAACCAGACAUUCCUUUCCUUUACCAAUGUGAAAUUUCCAGAUGAUCGGUAACCCUCCAAGUUAAUAGGAUAGAAGACUACUAAAAACAGAAGACAAAUUUGUGAAGAAAAGAUACAGCUUCUAAAACGAAUGACAGGGUGGUUUUUGCUUAAGUGCCAGUUCUGUUCAUUCUAGUAAAUAUUUAUAUUAAGUAUUGCCUUUUUGUUUUUGCACAUUUGCAUAUGUGCUAACUAAAGGAUAGGAUUGAACUGAGAACAAACCAUACAUACAGUCUGAUGAUGGAGAUUAAGUACAGUCAGAUUGGUUAAUCUGUGCUUGUUGUUUGUGAAAGAUUUAAGUGGUGGUUUGUCUCAGCAUGUAUGUACCACUGUCUUGUUGAUCUGAAGUUAAAUUGAGAGUAAAAAUGGGAUAUACUAAAUGAUUCAGAUUAACCAGGUCAGACUUAUAGUUAGUUUUUUUAUGUAAUUUAGAUUCAUCGAAUGAUUGCGCAACAUACAACAUUUCUGUUAUAAAGUUUACUAAAACCUGCAGCUCCUGAUUAUUAUAAACCUGUAUUGAUCAGCUUUUAUCAAACUCUGACCAAAAUAUGUAUUGAUUUAAAAAUGAAAUACCCCUUCUAGCUAGCUCCUGUGUAAAUAACUAUGCAUAGAUUACUGUUUAGAUUGCUUCUUAGGAACUAUGUCAAAAUAUAUUUGUAACCACAGUAUUUUCUCAUUCACUGUAAAUUAUGUUUAAUCUUCAUAUGGACAAUAUAUAUACACACACUAUUUUUUGGCUAAUUUGGAUGUUAAAGUAUAAUUUUAUUUUAGAUAUAAUUCUAAAAGAGGGCAAAAGCUUUUAAAUGUCCAUUGGAACAAUUUAGUUUCCUCGCAUUAUGAUUUGAAUAACUAAUUUGGGCUUGAUCCUGGAAACCCAUACGCAUAUGGAAAGUCCCAUUAAAAGGGAUGGCGCUACUCUCACAAGCAAGCACUGGCCCAUUGGGCCCUGAUUCUGCAAUUGGAUCCAUGUAGUUGGGCCUGGGCUUCUACAUAGGUGCAAUUGCAGAUCAGUUCCUUGGUUUGUAACACUGAUCAUCUUAAUUAAGAAGGUUUGUGUUAUAUAAACACAAUCUGUUUUAUUUAAAUUUCUCAAAAGGGCUUUUAUAGCUGUCUUACCAUGCUUGUUUAGAAUAAAUACUCCAGUGUUACAUAAGAAUGAAGCUGAUGAGUACAUUUUUAUUGUCACUUUGGAAAUAACAUUUUUUUCUUCAUGGGUGUUUUAUUUUUUUAAGCCUCUACUAGCAAAAAUAGGAAAUGGGUUCUUGAUCGUAUUUACUUAAAAGUAGCAGUAUUACGCUUUAAAAUAUAUCAUCUCUAGAAGGUGCAUUCUCCUGUUCAUAAACAUACGUAACUCCCACGAAUAUCUGAGACUUACGAUUCUGACACAAUGGGAGAAUAGACCUCUUAAUUCUUUACUACAACUGGAAUCUCAGUUGCAACCAGUAAUCGAUAUAUUUUGCAUCUUUGAAACACAUUUAUUUUCUUUCUGUUUUUUAUUGGAGUUUUGCUUUAAUACUAACAUUAAAAGAAUGAGACUUGUUGUCUUAAGUUAGUGCUAUAUUCAAUUUUGUAUCUAUACUGAAUGUUUUAAAAAAAUGCAUAUGUAAACUGGUCACAUUGUUCAUUAUUCUUAAUCUUUUAAAACUACCAGAAAGGUAAAUGAUCAUAGACUAACACUUCAGGGGAAAACUCCUUUUUCCAGCCUUUCUUGAAAAAAUAAAAUAAAAUUCAUUAUGUUUAAUAGUUGAUUUGCAUUUCCCUUUGAAAUUCAUCUGUUUUUUUUUCAUUCAUUGUCCUUAUGAGAGAGAAAAUAAAACAUUACUUUUUGUUUUGCUAA